CCCGUUGGACGAUGAUCCUGUCGAAAAAACAAAGACCUGAAUAAGAAAAUCUGAACAAAACAAUGGACAAGUUAGCAGUUGAUGUGGUUGAUGUUGCUGUAGAAAAGGCCCUUUUAAAGCAGCUCAAGAAGUUCACUAUCACUGAAGUGUAUGGUCGCACAGUGACUAAAAGGAGGACUAAAUUUUCACUGUCCUAUGACAUUCCACCUCCCAACUACCUUUCUGGAAGCAAGGGAACAGCAGCUCAGAGGGAGCACUUUGCAGCUAUCCUGAAUCAAAUAACCUUCAAAACUAUGGGUAUGAAUUUCAGGGUGAAAUGUAUUCGUCAGUUAACAACAUUCCGUACAGAUGAAAACACGCAAAAGUCUGCAAAAGACAUAUUUUAUCUUGUGAUCAUCACAAGUGUUUGAUUACUGUUCUUAAGUUAACUUUUAAUUUGCUUGAGGUGAUACAGCAUUAAUUUUAUGCUAAAUGCAGAAAGAAAAAUUGAUUGGUCGCAAUGAAUGAAUUUUUGUUAAAGAUGCAGAACAGAUUAAAAAUGAACUUAUUACCAGCUUCUUCAGUACUUUGUUUAUAAUAUAUACCUCACCUCUCAAAAAUCGAACAAAAAACAAUAUAGAUCGUAGGCCUGAAGCCAAAAAUCCAUCUAAUACAAUGAGCAUUAGUUUAGGUACACUCAGAUAUCAUUUUAUUCCUAGAACAUACCAUCUACUGAUAAGAGGUCGUCACCAGUACAUCGUCCAACAGGCAGGGUCCCAAUGGCAUGUGGAUACAUAAUGUUGUCCGAAAUGUCUGGUCGGUUGUUAUUUGAAAGCGGAAGUCGGGGAACAUAGUCUGGAAGAAAUCCACGCUGACUUGUUAUUGGUCCCAAACCCUUCUGUCUCACAAUCCUCACAUUGAUACUUACAUUUAAAAAAAAUUUCAUAUCCCUCUUCUUUUGCUCCUUGGUAUCAUUUUCCCACUCUUCCUUUGACUUAUGCACAUAGGUCCAGGGCGCCGAAAGACGGUACUGCGCAAAUCUAAUUUAAACAUAUUCACAAAUUCAUAAUACAUGAAC
Molecule: messenger RNA, 1057 nt
Organism: Frankliniella occidentalis (western flower thrips)
Lineage: Eukaryota; Metazoa; Arthropoda; Insecta; Thysanoptera; Thripidae
Exons: 2
Coding region: 63-410 (115 amino acids)
Source: RefSeq, a predicted model, not a curated record